GUUCCAGCUUCCCUCCUCCCCUCCCUCCUUCCCUCACCCUCCGCCUGCGCCGCGGCUGCUGCUGCUGCGUCGGAUGAGGGAGCGCAGGCGAGUGGCGCAGCCAGAGACAGCGGCCUCCCCGCGCGGCGUGAGGGGGAGAGGCCCACAGGGUGGCGGCUGGAAGGGGUUGUAAGCACCAGUGGUGCUAGUCUGUGAGCGCCAUGUACAAUGGAAUAGGACUCCCCACUCCCCGCGGCAGUGGCACCAACGGUUACGUGCAGCGCAACCUGUCAGCCGUGCGCCACAAGAAGGAUCGCACAGACUACAAGUCGGAAGAAGAAUUGAGAAAGCUGGAGUCGUCCUUGGUCAAAAAACCUAACCAGGAUAUCCUGGAUCACGAGCGCAAGCGGAAGGUCGAGCUGAAAUGCUUGGAGCUGGCUGAGCUCAUGGAGGAGCAGGGGUAUGGAGAAGGGGAAAUCCAAGAGAAGGUAGCCACUUUUCGGAUGAUGCUUCUGGAGAAAGAUGUAGCAGUGGUCAAGGAGGGGGAGCAACAGCAAAAGCCAACUGGUGUCACAGAAACUCAUCAGCUGGCUGAGGCCAAUGAGAAGAAGAAUGAGAGGCUUCGAGCGGCGUUUGGGAUUAGCGACAACUAUGUGGAUGGAAGCUCCUUUGACCCUAACCGGAGGGCAAAGGAAGCUGCAUCUGCUGCCGCAGCAGCAAAACAACAGCAGGAACAGAAAAAGCAGUACAGUCUUGUCCGAGAGUCCAGCAGCUCCCGCUCACCAUCUCCAAAACAGAAAAAGAAGAAAAAAAAGAAAGACAGAGGCAGGUCUGAAAGCAGAUCACCAUCUCGAAGAGAGAGGAAGAAAAGCUCAAAGAAAAAGAAACACAGGUCAGAGUCAAAGAAAAGGAAACACAGAUCUCCAAGUCUGAAGAGCAAACACAAAUCCAAGGAGAAGAAACGAAAGAGGUCCACCAGUGAGUCGGCAUCUCAGAAAGACCGCCGGGAUCGCUCUUCCUCCCCAGAUGGCUCUUCUUCGUCAGAUGGCUCCCACAGCAGCAGGUCGGGCAGUGUCAGUACCCAGAAACGGACUACAGUGAGACGGCAGAGCAAGUCCCCUUUGACAAUUUCGCAGAAGCGAGGAGAAACUGAGGAGGGUUCCAAGAACCUGCCACACCGAGAACGAUCAUCUUCUGCUGAACCUGCCCGGCAUGGCCGAAGCACAAGUCCACGACACAGCAGAGAAAAGCCGGAGAAAACCACAUCCAAGCAUUCUCCGUUAGAGAGUUCUGCCGCCCCUCUAUCUCCUGCCAGAGAAAAGGAAAAAGACAAAGAGAAGAAAGCUGCUCGGCAUGGGGGUCGGAAAUCUAGCCCAUCAUUGGAACAGGAGUCAAAGUUGAUAAGUCGUUCCCCAGUACCAAAUGAUCCUCCUCGGGAAAGGGUCUUAGGACACAAACGUCCUUCCUCCAAGGAGAGCCGGUCCUCUGCCUCCCCCUCUCCUCCUCCUAAGAAGAUUUCAGAGGAUCGCAAUGGGACUCUCCCCACCUCCAAGUCCAAGACACCCCCUGAACAGAGGCAGCAGCUGGCAGCUUCUUCAUCUCCUCCUGCUCCUAAAGCUGUUGAUAGCAAGUUGAGAAAGGCUUCUCGUGAUGGCUCUCCACCCCAGCGUUCCCAUUCGCCUUCAGAAAGUGGUAGCUGCUCCUCUUCCUCCUCCUCCUCUUCCUCCUCCUCCUCUCCUUCCUUAGCAAAGAAGCCAGCCCCAGCUUCCCGUAGUUCUUCCCCAGAGGAACCUCCAAAAAGACAAGACAAAGAGAAGGCUUCCACGCAGAGAGAGAGGUCUAGUUCAUCUCCCGAGGCUUCCCGUUCUGGGCAGAAGCAGUCUGCCAAGACCACAUCAAGACGUGAACGUUCAGGCACACCCCCAGCGAAGGGCAGCAAGUCAAGGGCCAGAAGGAGGGACAAAUCUCUUUCCCAAACACCCAUUACUCGCAGAGGUAGAUCUCGGUCUCGCACCCCACCCAAAAGGGCCAGAUCCCGCACCCCUCCAAGGCGGGGAAGGUCUCGCUCUGCUCAGCGGCGUGCCCGAUCUCGUUCACGUACUCCUCAAAGAAGGGCACGGUCUCGUAGCCCACAGUGGCGGGGACGCUCAAGAACACCCCAGCGUUGGGGUAGGUCACGCUCACGCAGUCCUCCCCGAUGGGGCCGAUCUCGUACUCCUCAGAGGCGUGGUUGGUCCCGUUCCAGAACCCCCCAAAGGCAUGGAUGGUCUAGAAGCAGAAAUAGUGGGAGAUGGGGAAGGUCAAGAACUCCACCAAGAAGAGGCAGGUCACGUUCAAGAACUCCACCAAGAAGAGGCAGGUCUAGAUCUAGAACUCCACCUCGACGAGGGAGGUCUCGGUCUAGAACCCAGCCCAGAAGAGGGCGGUCUAGAACCAGAAGCCCUCCUAGGAGGGGGAGGUCUGCCUCUUCACCAAGGAGGGAGAAAUCUUUGAUUUCUGCUAGACGAAGCAGGUCAGUGUCGUCUCCAGAAUGGAAGACCUCCAGAAUUUCUUCAAGAAGAAGUCGCUCUGAUUCCUCCCCCCAAAUAAGAGAGAGGGCCAGAAAACCAUUGAGACGUAGCCAAUCUCUGUCAUCUCCUGAAUCUAGAAACAGACUGCGAGCAUCUCCCAGGCGCAGUCGAUCUCGAUCAUUUCCAAAAGCAAAAAAGAAGACACUCACCUCUCCCAGAAGGAGUCGAUCAGGGUCCUCCCCAAGACUGAGGAAGAAAAAGUCAGGAACUCCCCCACGGCGUAGUUGUUCUUGUUCUCCAAGACUGAAAAAGAAACCCAGAUUAUCACCAAGACGAAGCAGGUCUGGUUCUUCCCCUAAUAAAAAAUCCAGGUCACCUGCCAUGCGUAGCCCAUCCGGGACGCCUCCAGCAUUCAAAAAUAAAUCUAGAAGGUCCCCAGGAAGAAGCAGAUCAGGCUCAUUGCCAAGACUCUCAAAGAAAUCUGAGGUUUCUUCAGUUGUGGAAGAGAAAUCCAAAAUGCCUUUCAGAAGGAGUCGGUCUGGGUCAUCACCUGUCUUGAGAAAAUCUAAAUCUCCGGCCAGACGUAGCAGGUCAGGUUCUUCACCAGAUCUAGAGAAGAGAUCGCCAAGGAGACGAAACAGGUCUGAAUCCUCUCCAGAAGUCAAAACAAAGUCAAAGCUGUCUUCAAAGUCAGGGUCAUCACCAGGAAUGAAGAAAAAGCUGAAGUCUCCUCCGAGACGGAGCAGAUCUGGCUCUUCUCAGUCGUCAGCAAAAGAAAACUCCUUAUCACCUCCAAGACGAGCUGUCUCUCCGGAGCUCAAGUCCACACCUCCAUUGCAGAGAAGCAGGUCUGGGAGGUCCCUUGCCGAAAGGUCCAGAUCACCAGUCCUGAGGCAGAGCAGGUCAGGAUCACCCCCAAGUCUGAGAGGGCAGUCUGCCUCUCCUCCAAGGCGAACUUCAUCUGGACCUUCCUCAGAACCAAAGAAGAAGUCCACUUCACCACUUGGGAAACAUAGAACCCACUCUUCUCCAAAGUCGAAGAAAUCCCGUUCUUCACCACGGCGAAGUAGGUCUGGCUCUUCUCCACUGAUUGAAGAGCAAUCUAGAUCACCUCCCAGGAGCAAAUCCAGGUACUCUCCUGAUGUGAAAAAACCCACAUCACCUUUGAAACAAGUCAGGCCUGGGUCCUCUCCUUCAGCAGUGAAAGAGAAGUCUAAGUCUCCGGUCAGGAGAAGUGGUUCCAGAUCUUCUCCUGAACUAAAUGGCAAACCUAAAUCUCCCCUGAAACAAAAUAAAUCCCAAGAAAGUAAGGUAAAAUCUGGAUCACCUUCAAGACACAACAAAUCAGGAUCUCUAAUAGUAAUGGAGACAGCUGCGUCACCCUGCCAGAAGAGCAAGGCAGGAUUAUCUCAGUCUGGAAAAGAAAAAUUACAUUCACCACCAAGGCCGGGCCAAACUAGAUUGUCACCUGUUCUUAAAAAGUCAGAGAUUCCAUUGAGGCGAAGUAGAUCAGGAUCUUCGUCGUCUUCUUCCUCUUCCUCCUCCUCCUCAUCUUCCUCUUCCUCCUCCUCAUCUUCCUCUUCUGCAGAGGAAGCUAAGCCUCAGUCACCCCCAAGACUCAGCCGUUCUGCAGCACAGCUGAUUAACAAAGGCAAGUCUGUUUCCUCUGUAGUGGAUCGCAGGUCAGAUUCCUCUCCAGAGCCGGAGAGCACCACAUCGGCACCUGCUGUAAAGCACAACAGACCUGGAGUUUCUCCAGAUGUACGAGAGACUUCAAGAGCUGCAGUACUGGGGACUAAACCACCAUUGGAGAAGAAAGAAACACCCAGAGAUGCUCCUCGGAGGAGUAGGUCAAGGUCUUACUCUGGCAGUAAAGAGAAACCAAGAAUACUCUGCAGUCGGAGCAGUUCAGAGUCUUCCCCAGAGCAAAAGGAGAAAUCUGUAAGCAGAUCUGUAUCACCCGUGAGACCUAUGGUAAAAUCAAGGACACCACCAAGGCACAGGACAUCACGCUCACCCCCAAGGCCUAGAGCAAAAUCCAGAACUCCCCCAAAGCAAGGCAGGUCUGGGACACCACCACGGCCCAGAGUAAAGUCCAGAACACCUCCGAGGCGACGUAGAUCUGGAUCAUCUCCAAGGCCCAGAAUGAAGUCCAGAACACCUCCCAGGCGUCGCAGGUCUGGAUCAUCCCCAAGACCCAGAGUGAAAUCAAGAACACCACCACGUCGGCGCCGUCGGUCUGGGUCAUCUCCACAAUCCAGGGCAAAAUCCAGAACACCUCCACGACGGCGCAGGUCUGGUUCAUCUCCGCGGCCAAGGGAGAAAUCUAGAACACCGGUUACAAGACGAAGAAGAUCUGUGUCACCACUGAGCCCUAGACGGAAAUCUAGAACCCCUCUAAGAUGCGGAAGGUCCAGAUCUCUCUCUAGGCAGAAAAAUGCCAGUGGGCACCCGAGUAGGUCUGAGUCGUCUCCCUACCGUGAGAGACCAAGAACAUCCUUACGACAAGGAAGAUCUCGUUCCCCCUCAAGGAGGAGCCGCUCCCGUUCACUGUCUCGACGACGAGAUAAAUCAAAGAAUUCUCUGCGGAGGGAAAGAUCUGUCUCUUCCCCAGGCCGGAGCCGCUCACGAUCUGCUCCUCGUCAGGACAAAUCUCGCUUCCCACGGAAGGGCGAGCCCUCACCUCGCAGGGGUCGUUCUCGAUCACCAGCACAAAGAGAAAUGUCGAAAUUGUCUCCACAAAGGUCUGCUGCUAAUCGGAAUGCCUCCCGUUCACCUCCCAGGUUAGAUGCUUCUCGUGGGACAGCAGCGUACAAAAGUGGUGGGUCCAGAGUGUCUCCUGAUUUCCAAUCAUCCCCUGUGCGGAAGCAUUCCAGAUCAGGCUCCCGGGAAAUCUGUGCUUCUCCAGGAAGGAAAUCCCGUUCUCCUCCAGUGCUGGAGAAAUACCCCAAGUCUGAUGUUCAGGAGAAGUCAGCCACUUCCUCAGCUUGGCACAGCAAAAGCAGCACUGCCGUUCCUCGCUCCCCUUCUCCACCCCGCAAGGAUUCUCCCAAACUGCAAAAGACCGUGUCUCCAGUUCCAUCCAAGCUGCAAGAGUCGCCAUCGCCAUCUGUCUUGAAAAACGGUGGUUCCGCUACCCUCCAUGACAUCCCAGGGGAAAGGAAUCAGGCUGUGCAUCCUGCUGUGGUCAAGGAUGAUGCAGCUGUCAACGUUCCUCUGUUGUCGGGGAGAAAUAGUUCUUGUGCAGGAUCCCCUCUUCCACUUAGUAAAUCUAGAUCCCCUUCCUCCUCUGCCUCUUCCUCUGCUUCCUCCAGUCCCUUGCCAGCACUUGUUUCUGUGCUCAUCCCGCCUCCCAAGGAAGAGGAGUUGGGAUCUGAAGGAAAGGCAACAGACCGGCCUGAGGCUCGCCUUCCAACUCUUGAGGUUGAGUCGGGGCAGGCGUCUGAAGUCACCGAGGAGAACGGCAGGAGCAGCUGUCCCACUGCUCCGCAGCUGGCUCUUCCCUCCCCGCCUCCUCCUGCCCCUUCCAAGGUGAAGAGAAGUUCCUCUGCUUCAUCCAGCACCUCUUCGUCGUCCUCGUCAUCGUCGUCAUCAUCGUCGUCUUCAUCCUCUGACUCCGAGUCGAGUUCGUCUGAGUCUAGCCCCCAGAAUCAGCCGGAGAAGGAAGUUGAGGCUGAGGUUGUGCAGAAACAGCUGCCAAGCCCAGUACAGAAGGACAGUAACCAUGAAGAGCAGCCCGUGGAACUGAGCAAACAAAAGCGGCGAUCUCGGAGCUCCAGCAGUUCCAGCAGCAGCUCUUCCUCCUCCUCUUCCUCCUCCUCCUCGUCCUCCUCCUCGUCGUCCUCAGCUUCCUCGUCCUCCUCGUCCUCUUCCUCAUCGUCAUCACCCAAGACUGGGCCCCAGGCACAGGUCAAGGUGGCCCCCAAAAAGAAACCAUCACCAGAGCAGAGGAAGUCUCGCAGCCCCCGGAAGCCUAUUGACUCCCUGCGGGACUCUCGCUCUCUUAGCUAUUCCCCAGCAGAACGGCGCCGUGUUUCUCCUCCAGCUCCGCCCCCUUCAGCUCCAAGGGACAGGCGCAGGGCUCGGUCUAGGGACAAAUCCUCGCAGAGAAACAGACGAAGCCUCAGCAGGUCUCCGGGACGGAAAAGGCGACGCAACUCCCCCGGCCCCCGAGCUCCCCGCCGCAGAACUUCAAGGUCGCCCUAAGCCCGUCGGAAGGUCCGGAAAGCCCUUGCAACCACAGACUGCGCCACCCCCGCCUCCCACAAUGCUGUCCCAGGUGGGAAGCCCCCUGCCUCCUGAUGACCACUGGAAACCAGUGCGUGCGCAUGCGUGGGGGG
Messenger RNA from Sphaerodactylus townsendi, 6829 nucleotides. It is a transcript of the gene SRRM2, whose product is annotated as serine/arginine repetitive matrix 2. The record is from RefSeq and is a predicted model, not a curated record. The transcript has 15 exons. Gene Ontology annotation, molecular function: mRNA binding. Lineage: Eukaryota; Metazoa; Chordata; Lepidosauria; Squamata; Sphaerodactylidae. The coding region runs from base 201 to 6695 and encodes 2164 amino acids.